This is a messenger RNA of Vombatus ursinus (common wombat), 5718 nucleotides long. It is a transcript of the gene ITGA1, whose product is annotated as integrin subunit alpha 1. The transcript has 29 exons. The record is from RefSeq and is a predicted model, not a curated record. Bases 569 to 4105 code for a protein of 1178 amino acids. Lineage: Eukaryota; Metazoa; Chordata; Mammalia; Diprotodontia; Vombatidae. Gene Ontology annotation, molecular function: integrin binding. Gene Ontology annotation, cellular component: external side of plasma membrane; integrin complex. Gene Ontology annotation, biological process: cell-matrix adhesion; cell-cell adhesion; integrin-mediated signaling pathway.
CUAAAUAGUAGGAAAGGGUGUGAAGGCGGAGCUAGCUAGUGAAUCCGCGUCACCCAAAAGUUUCAGUGAGAGUUUCCUCAACUUCUAGCUCUCACUAGAGUUCGUACGACCCUGGGGAGGCGGCACGGGAGGAGUGAUCGCCCAUUCAAUGGAAUGCAGAUGUCCCUUUAAGGUUUGCCUCUCUCUCAGUGGACUUUAGCCUAAACACGGACUGGAAGCUUGCUUUAUUUGUACAUGAGCACAGACUCUGGGAAUCAGCCAGUUGCAAUUUCAAAGACCGAGAAAGAAAAGGGAGGGGCGAUGUGGCAAUUCAUCUUGGAUGUGAAAAGCGUGGAGAGGACUUAGAGGCAUUUGCCGAAAACACAGGAAAUCACCCCUUGGCGGCUGCUGCCACUGCUGCUGCUGCUGCCACUGCUGUUGCCUCCGCUGCUUGGAGAGCUGGCGGAGAAGCUCAAAGGCAGCGAGCGCUCUGGCCACAGUUUGUUCAGGGCAGACUGCAGCGUGUCCCAAAGGAGACUCGGAGCACUAGGGAGCCUGCCCUGCCUCUCCUGCCCGUGCCAGGCUGGUCAUGGCCCGCCAGCGCUGCAUCAGCUCAGGUGUCGCUGUCGCAUGCUGGUUCCUUACCGUGGUCUUGGACUUCUGUGUACCCUUCAAUGUGGAUGUGAAAAAUGCAAUGACCUUCAGUGGCCCAGUGGAGGACAUGUUUGGAUACACAGUUCAACAAUAUGAAAAUGAAGAAGGCAAAUGGGUGCUUAUUGGUUCUCCACUGGUUGGCCAACCCAAGAACAGAACUGGUGAUGUUUAUAAGUGUCCAGUAGGGCGAGGAGAGUCAUUGCCAUGUGUAAAAUUGGAUCUCCCAGUUUAUACGUCAAUUCCAAAUGUCACGGAAGUAAAGGAGAACAUGACGUUUGGAUCUACUUUAGUCACUAACCCAAAAGGAGGGUUUCUGGCUUGUGGGCCUUUGUAUGCUUAUAGAUGUGGACAUUCACAUUAUACAACUGGCAUCUGUUCGGAUGUUGAUUCCAAAUUUCAGGUUGUGAACUCCAUUGCACCAUCUGUUCAAGGAUGCAGUACCCAACUGGACAUUGUCAUAGUGCUGGAUGGUUCUAACAGUAUUUACCCCUGGACAAGUGUUAUAGAUUUUUUAAAUAGUUUACUUGGGAAAAUGGACAUUGGUCCCAAGCAGACACAGGUUGGAAUUGUACAAUAUAGUGAAAAUGUGACCCAUGAAUUUAAUCUUAAUAAGUAUACAACAACUGAAGAAGUGCUCAGUGCAGCUAACCAGAUAGAGCAGAGGCAAGGGCGCCAAACAAUGACGGCUCUGGGAAUAGAUACAGCAAGAAAAGAGGCCUUCACUAAAGCCAGGGGUGCCCGAAGUGGGGUGAAGAAAGUCAUGGUGAUUGUGACAGAUGGGGAGUCUCAUGACAACCAUCGACUGAAUAAAGUCAUCCAGGACUGUGAAGAUGAAGACAUCCAGAGAUUCGCCAUAGCUAUUCUUGGCCACUAUAACCGAGGGAAUUUGAGCACUGAGAAAUUUGUGGAAGAAAUAAAAUCAAUUGCAAGUGAGCCUACUGAAAAACAUUUCUUCAACGUCUCUGAUGAAUUUGCACUAGUCACUAUUGCAGAAGGCCUGGGAGAAAGAAUAUUUGCCUUGGAAGCCACGACUGACUUGUCAGCAGCUUCAUUUGAGAUGGAAAUGUCCCAGACUGGCUUUAGUGCUCAUUAUUCACAGGACUGGGUUAUGCUUGGAGCUGUAGGAGCCUAUGACUGGAACGGAACAGUAGUCAUGCAGAAAGACAGCCAAAUUAUAACCCCAUCAAAUGACUCCUUUAAUGUUGAGUCUACUAAGAAAAAUGAACCACUUGCUUCCUAUUUAGGUUAUAUGGUCAACUCUGCUACUAUUCCUGGAGACGUGAUCUACAUUGCUGGGCAGCCCCGCUAUAAUCACACAGGUCAAGUCAUUACCUAUACGAUGGAAGGCCAAGAAAUCAAGAUUCUCCAAACCCUCAGUGGAGAACAAAUUGGUUCCUACUUUGGCAGUGUUAUAACAACGAUUGAUGUUGAUAAAGACUCCUUCACUGACAUCCUUCUGGUUGGUGCUCCUAUGUAUAUGGGAACAGAGAAAGAGGAACAAGGAAAAGUGUAUGUGUACACUUUAAAUCAGACAAGGUUUGAAUACCACUUGAGCCUGGAACCCAUUAAGCAAACUUGUUGUUCGUCCCUCAAGCACGAUUCUUGCAAGAAGAAAAACAAAAACGAGCCGUGUGGGGCUCGUUUUGGAACAGCUAUUGCUUCUGUUAAGGACCUCAACCUUGACGGAUUUAAUGAUGUAGUGAUUGGCGCUCCCUUAGAAGAUGAUCAUGGAGGGGCCGUAUACAUUUACCAUGGAAGUGGCAGGACCAUAAAAAAAGAAUAUGCACAACGUAUUCCAUCAGGUGGAGACGGAGAGACACUGAAAUUUUUUGGCCAGUCUAUACAUGGAGAAAUGGAUUUAAAUGGAGAUGGACUGACUGAUGUGACCAUCGGAGGCCUUGGUGGUGCUGCCCUCUUCUGGUCUCGAGAUGUAGCUGAAGUUAAAGUUAUCAUGACUUUUGCACCCAAUAAAGUAAACAUUCAAAAGAAAAACUGCAAAAUGGAGGGGAAGGAAACUGUAUGCAUAAAUGCUACCAUGUGUUUUAAUGUCAAACUGAAGUCAAAAGAAGACACAAUUUAUGAAGCUGAUCUGCAAUACCGAGUUACAUUAGACUCAGUAAGACAGAUAUCACGAAGUUUCUUCUCUGGAACGCAAGAAAGAAAGAUUCAAAAAAACAUCACAGUCCGUGGAUCAGAAUGUACUAAGCAUUACUUCUACAUGUUGGACAAACAUGACUUUCGGGAUUCGGUGAAGGUAUCAUUGGAUUUUAAUCUUUCAGAUCCAGAAAAUGGGCCUGUUCUUGAUGAUGAUCUGCCUAACUCAGUACAUGAAUAUAUUCCUUUUGCAAAAGAUUGUGGAAACAAGGAAAAAUGCAUAUCAGAUCUGGCCUUGACUGCAACAACAACAGGAAAAGACUUACUCAUAGUUAAGUCCCACAGUGAUAAAUUCGACAUGAGCCUGACCAUCAGGAAUAAAAAGGACAGUGCCUACAAUACCAGAGCCAUUGUCCAGGCCUCUCCAAAUGUCAUUUUUUCAGGAAUUGAGGGUAUUCAAAAAGACAGCUGUGAAUCCAAUCAGAAUAUCACAUGCAAAGUUGGCUAUCCUUUCCUAAAAAGAGGAGAAGAGAUAUCUUUCAAAAUACUAUUUCAGUUCAAUACAUCCUAUCUUAUGGAAACUGUGGCCAUUCACAUAAGUGUAACAAGUGACAGUGAAGAACCUCUGGAGACCCUUUCUGAUAAUGAAAUGGGUAUUUCUAUUCCAGUAAAAUAUGAAGCUGGACUCCAGUUUUCCAGCUCUGCAAGUGAAUAUCACAUUUCAAUUUCGGCCAACGAUACAGUUCCUGACGUUAUUAAUUCUACCAAUGACAUUGGAAAUGAAAUCAACGUUUUCUACUUGAUCCAAAAAAGUGGACAUAUACCCAUGCCAGAGCUUAAGCUGAUAAUUUCAUUCCCCAACUUAACAUCAGAUGAAUACCCUGUACUCUACCUAAUUGGAUGGUCAUCUUCUGAUAAUGUAAACUGCAGACCAACUAGCCUUCAAGAUCCUUUCAACAUCAACUCUGGAAAGAAAAUGAUACCAAAAUCUGGAGAACUCAAGCGAGGCACCAUUUCGAACUGCAAUACCUGCAAAUCUGCAACCAUUAUUUGUAAUCUGAUCCCUUCUGAUGUAAGUCAAGUAAAUGUAACAUUCCUCUUGUGGAAGUCAACAUUCAUAAAAGCAAGUUUUUCCAGUUUAAACCUUACUGUAAAGGCAGAACUUCAUAGUGAAAACUCAUCACUGGUGUUAAGUAGUGUUAAUCAGAAAAGAGAGCUGGCUAUUCAAAUAUCAAAGGAUCUUAUACCUGGCCAAGUGCCAUUAUGGGUGAUCCUUCUGAGUGCUUUUGCAGGAUUCCUGCUAUUGAUGCUCCUUAUAUUAGCACUAUGGAAGAUUGGAUUCUUCAAAAGACCACUAAAGAAGAAGAUGGAAAAAUGAAAUUUCACACGAGAGGGAAAAAAUUGCAAUUGUUCAAUGAUCUGUCCUCAGGCUUGCUUCAGAUUUGUGACCAGAAAAAGUCUAAAUGUAAUGAUCAUCUACAGGGUCACAUACCUUUGUUCCAUCAAGGAAUUAAUCACCUAGGGGGAAAAAAAACAACAGAUCAAGAAUGAUUCCAAAAGACAAUCAUAAAUUUAAAUUUGUAAAAUAUCAGGAAAUAUUUUAAAACAAUUACUCAUUUUUGCUGAGUAAUUGAAUGUAUGAUUACAAAAUGUUUUGAAUAGGAAGGACAACCUAUUCAAAUGUGAUUCAGGAAUGAAGGAAAAGAUGUUGUCAGGCUCAUGGAAACAUGUUUUGUUUUGGUUUUUUCCUCCAGAAAAAUACAAGUUAGAAUUUCUUUCUCUGACCCCAGUGGAAAUCUAGACUUUCAGAGUUUGAAAAUGCGUGUAUAUGCCAGGAAAGGGCUCACUUGCUAGGGUCAUUUCCCAUCAUGCACAACUGAUCUCAAGGGAGAGGACAUUCUGUAACAUGGACUCGUGACACAGAGAAGACAAAACACAGAAUGAAGCAGGGUCAUACAGCAGGUAGCCUUUAGGUCAAUUUCUGUGCAUGGAAAUAUUCAUUUCCCAGGCUGUCUAGAAAGCAAGGUCUCUCCAGCUGAAAUUCUGUCCUAAAUUGAGAAUGAUGCACCACCAGAAGACAAGCACACUGAAUGGCUGGGUUUAUAAGCUUUUACCGGGCACACUGACCUUGCAUUUUGAGCUUUAAGAAUCAAUGUAAAACUUCAUGGUAGUGAAAGAAGCACUUAAAAAACAAUUUUUAAUUUUAUGUGUGCCUUUAAAAAUGUGAUGUGAUUUAUUCCCAAAGAAUGCAGUGUGAGGGAUAUGCUGAAAUGAGUUUCCGAAAAUGGGAUGUGGUUGGCAAGUGACUAUGAAGUACCUAUUGUACCUUUAUGAAUCUGCUUUGGGUUUUGAGGGACCCAGAAUUCCCAUUUUCUAAGGCAGCCCAAAGAAGGAGUUUUCUUAGGUCCUUGGCACAGGGUUGGUCCAAUCCAAAAACUAAGACAGGGUUUUUAUUUUAUUUUGUAUUUUUUAUUUUGUUUCUUGAGGUUUAUUUUUUCAAAUACAUUUCUUUUAUUGUGUAAAAGACAAAAUUCCAUUUUAGAAUAAGACCACCAAAAAGUGUUUUCAGUGCAUGAACUACAUAUAUAUGUGUAUAUUUAUCAAGUAACUGCAUCACUAGAAAUAUCUUUAAAGCAUUUUUGUUUGAAAGCUGGCAACAAGAAGUUACUGCUUCAUAUUUAUCUUCUUUUCUUUUCAAGUUAUUUUCCUAAGGCAAAUAGAGUUAACCAGAACACCAGCUGCCAUGGACAAUCCUUUUAUUUCCUGUCAGUAACACCAAAUGAAUGAAUGCACAGUAGUUCUAACAGUCAAUUAAAUUUAGUAAGCGCCUACUGUGUGCCAGGCACUGUGCUAAGUGCUGAGAAUACAAAGGAAGGCAAAAGAUAGCUCCAGCUAUCAAGUGCUCACCGUCUAAUAAGGGAAAAAAUAUGAAAACAACUAUGUAUAAAAAGAAACAUUACAGGAUAAAUGGGAGAGAAUCAGUAGAGAGAA